AAAAUUUUCAUCACUUCUUCACUUUCCCUCUUCUCAUUCUUCAUCUUUCUCUCUCAAUUUUUUUAUUUCAUUUUUUAAAAUUCUUCAUUAUAACGGAUGCGUUACUCCGCGACGGUACCUACAUCCGCGUGUAGUUAUCGUGAAAUGCAUCUGCCACCACUGUAGCGUCAGGCGGCGGCUCCUACCGCCGCAAUCGCGCCAUUAUUGGCAGCGAUUAACUACCUAGCUAGGUUUAUUUUGUACAAAAAUUAUAUAUGCAAUUGUAACUAAACUUAUAUUCCAUAUAUUUCGUGUUACUUCUACUUAUGCACGAUUUAGUAGCUAGCUAGGUUUCAAAUUAUGACCUGUAUGAUAAACUUACUCUUCUGCUUCGGUUUCUUAUAUGUCUGAGUAAUGUUGAUUCUAAUUUGUUAACUUAACGGCAGAGUUUGACACAUUUGAGUUAGACACCAUCAUCCCCAAUUUUUGUAGACAUUUUCUACAAAAGUAGAAAACACUGAAGCAUCUAAAUUAGAUUUCACAAUUAUGAAGAAAGACCCUACAAAAAACCGAAUCAGAUUCACUAAGAUGUAGAGACUACUGAUGGGUGAAGAGAACCUGAGUGACCGAGAAGUAAACUGUUUUCAAUCUCGAAAAAGUAUUGGUAUUCUUUUGGGAUAUUUAUCGGGGAAGUAUAUGAGAUAUGGAUACUACAUGGAUAUUUUCCUUUUCUAGAAUAUCCUGGCUUCUUAGGUUGUGAUCUAGGAAGUCAAUAGCGGUGCAGAGUAGGGUCGGGGGCGCUCCUAGGGUGUUCGUGGGUCGCGGCCAGGAGGGGAUUAUGGGCUGCUAUCUUGUUUUUUUCUUGAAAAGUCAGAAUUGGCUUCAUAGUUUGUGAUCUAGGUAGUCUAUAGCGGCGCAGAAUCGGGUCGCGAGUGGUCUUAGGGUUUUUGCAGUCGCGGCUUGGAGUGGAUUAUGGGCUGCUAUCUUGUUUUUUACUUGAAAAGUCAAAUUACCGUUUAAAAUGAAAACAUUUUAAAGGUAAUUUGGACUUUCCACUUGCCUUUGAGUUUAAACUGUUUUAACCUAGCCGUUCCUCGUGCUGCGCUGUUCGUUUUGUUCAAGGCUUCAAGCAUGUCGUUCCCUUUGCUUCAUCCUCCUUCAAUCUUCAUCUUCCCUCUGCGGAUAUACAUGGCGAAUUUUGGGCUCGCCGCGAUGCUAAAUAUUGGCCGAUAUUGCGGUUGUUUCCGCUAUAAUCUGCUACAGCAGAGCCGGUAUGGCGGUAUUUUGGUUCUCUGCCAUGGACCGCCAUACGCCAUCGACAACACUUGUCUGUUUGGAAUACAUGUAGUAUUGCAUGAUGUAGUAGUUAGGAUUUAUUUAAAAUAUGAUAUGAUAUGUGGUAUUUUAAACUAAGCAUUUUACUAUUUUACUAUUUUAAUAUUUAUCUAACUAUGACAUUACUUGAACUAUGUAAAUUAGCAUUGGUUUGUGAUAUUGUAUGAAUGUGUAGAUUUGAUCUGAUUGGUUUCUCUAUUUGAGUACUGUGUCAGUUACAGACUCAAACUAUUUUACUUGGUAAGGUUUGAUCAUAAGAGCCUUAUUAAUGCAAAAUCUUUGGAUGUUUAACGUCCUUGGCUAUGUUUCUGAUGUAGACAGGCUUCAAAUAUAGCCUGAGUUAAAGUAAGCUUAAGUCGAUACUCAAUAGAGACAUUUUGUAAAUGUGCCUUUUUUUUCUAACGUAGAUUUAGAAGAGUUGGAAUGAGAUUUUAAGGCACCAUCAAUUAACUUCUCAUUUUGGAUUCGAGACAUUUGUAACUUAAGAAUUAGUCUUUUAUUUAUGUAAACUGAUCUGUAGUUCGGGUGGGCGUUGGAUAAGCAAUAUAAUUAAGUUUUUAUAUUUUAGAUCAACUCCACUGCCAUAUAGUUAGGUCAACUUAUCAACCCAAGUUUUGAACAAUGAUUUGGCUUUUUAAAUUGAUACCGGCACUUCGGAAAAUUUUGUUCUCAUUUGUUUUUCUUUAGACAACAAUUCCAACUAUAUCAUUAGUUGUUGUUCAGCGAUUACUGAUCACCUUCUUAGAAGAUUAGGGUAGGGUAUGUUUUUGGCCUUGGAGACCUUUGCGGUAGUUUGGUGUGUGCCUGGACAAUAGAACUGUUUUGAAUGUCCACCAAACGAAAUUAUGCUCAUUACAUAGUAUUCCUAGUGAAAGUAUUGGGGAGAUUACCCAUGGGAACUUCUGGUUGAGGGCUUGUAUGUAUCACUGAAUUAUUUGUAUGUGUCACUGAAUUCUGUGACCUGAUCACUAUAUCAACUACUUUUAUAAUUAUAAUAUAUACUUAGAGCAAUGUUUGGUCUAGUCUGUAAUCAUAUAGAAGUCAACUAUUUUUCUAAAAGUAUACUAUUAUGCUUUUUCUUCUGUGUUUUUGUAUAUUUAUGUAAAUGUAAAUGCAAACAUUAUUUGUAUGCAUUCCAUAUGUACUUGUAAAACUUAAUACUGAAUAUGGCCUACACUAAUUUCUUUCAAUUUUUUCUUAUGUUACUUUUAGUUGAUGUAUAUAGUUAACUUUAAGUGCUGUUUUUCUGAUUUACUAUUUGUGCAUAGCCUCUAUUAUUUAAAAAAUGUUUUUCUGAUGUCUUCAGAAUGAUUAUAGUUAGUAUUUCAGUUGCGUGAUGUUUUAAAUUUUUCCUCUACUUGCCGUCUAUUCCAAGACCAACUAGUAUAUUUUACUCGGCUUUUUUAUUUUGAAAUGACAAUUCUUAUUAGGUCCAACUAUCAGCAACAAACAAAAGUAUUAGCUUUAAAAGAGGCUAUUUCAUUUUUCUUACACAAAUUAUAUUUAAUUUGUUUUAACAAAAUGAGGUGUUAUUAGCACUUCCUGAAAAAGGACAAGGAGGGUUCAAACAAAACUCUGCGGGAGAGAGACACAGAGCUUGUUUGAGACAGAAAAAUACAUAUUCAACGAAUGGCAUGGGGACUGAUCUAAUGCUAUGCUCUUCAAAAAUCUCAAAUGGAAUAUUUGAAGGGAAACACUUGUGCAGUUUACCUUCCAUUUAGAGAAAGGGGACCCUAAAGACCCACUUUCAGAAACGGGCUGUGUAAACUGAUCUGUCUUUUGUGCGUUAGCGUGAUUCACAUGAUUCUGAGAUGAAACUGAUUCUUCAUCCAUCGUGUCAAUUUCUCUUUAUUUGGUAUGCAUUCAAAAGUAUACAAAACUCGUAGCUCAACUGCUAUAGACCGAGGAAAGUACAUAGUUUGGACAAGUGAAAUGGACAGUUGCCUCACUGAUGUGCUUAUGGAUCAGGUGGAAAAGGGGAAUAAAGUGGAUAACAUCUUAAAGCCUGCAGCGUUUGCAGCUGCACUGAAAGCAUUAAAUGAGAAGUUUGGUAUGCAUAUGACAAAAGGGCACAUAAAAAAUCGGCUGAAGACAUGGAGGAAACAGUUUGGGGUUUUGAAGGAGCUCCUUGCCCAUAAGGGGUUUGUUUGGAAUAAGACACAAAAGAUAGUUGUUGCCAAUGAUUCAGUUUGGAAUGACUACAUCAGGGAGCACCCUGAUGCCAAGAUUUUCCGAGCAAAGUCCAUUGAAAACUAUGAUAAAUUAUGUAUUAUUCUUGGAAAUGAUCAAUCAAUUGCAAGAUUUUCUGACAGUGUUACAGAAAUUGAUGUAAACUUCACAGUUGAUGACGAGGAGCCAGAUCCUGUCAUUUUGUCUGAAACACAAACUGAUGGAAACCUGACUAAGCACCUCAGGUGGACAGAAGAAAUGGAUCACUGGCUUGGAAAGAUUCUCGUAGAUCAAGUGAGGAAAGGGCUUAAAAUAGAUAAUGUUUUCCAGACAGAAGCAUAUGACAAAGCUGUUUCCGCCAUGAAUGCAAAAUUUGGGCAUCAUUUAACAAAAUUUAACAUUAAAAAUCGUCUUAAAACAUGGAAGAAACAGUAUGAAAUAGCAAAGGAAAUUCUGUGUCAUGCUGGAUUUAAAUGGGACGAAACAAAGAAAAUGAUCAUUGCAAAUGAUUCUACAUGGAUUGAGUACAUUCGGACACAUCCAGAUGCAAGGACUUACCGUGCCAGGGUCCUGGAGAACUAUGAGCAGUUUUGCACUAUCUUUGGCCAUUUUAAUGAGCCUUUGAAUCGUAAUGACUCUGUGCCUUGUGAUGAGCCUUUUGAGUUUGAAAGUGUCUGUCCAGUAAACUAUGAUAGCAAUCUUAAAGAUAUAAUGAAGCAUAUGAGGUGGACAAGUGAUAUGGACAGCUGUUUAAGUGAAAUUCUCGUGCAGCAAAUUAAACUCGGUAACAGAAGCAGAUUUGACCACAAACUAAAACCUGCUGCAUUGGAGGCUGCUGUGCUAGCUAUUAAUGAAAAGUUUAAGCUUUAUAUGUUGAAGGAUCAUAUUAAAAACCGUCUUAAAACCUGGAAGAAACAAUAUGAUAUCCUGAAAGAACUUUUGCGCCAGAGGGGCUUUGAAUGGGAUCAGAACCGAAAAAUGGUCAUUGCAGACGACUCUGUAUGGAAUGAAUAUAUUAAGAUAAAUCCCGAUGCUCGAAUUCUUAAAGGACGGGUUAUCAGAAACUAUGAGGAACUUUGCAUAAUCAUUGGUCACAUUGAUCCACCAGGUAUGAUCACUACUCGUGCUAACAUGGGCAUGACUUCAGAUGAUAAUGUUAUGGAAGCUCAAGAGACAAAUUACCAUGGAACUGACAAUACAACGGAAAAAGGAAAGAGUGUAACAUGGACAGAUGAAAUGGAUCUUUGCUUGACAGAGCUGCUAGUCAAGCAAGUGAUGUUGGGAAACAAGCUUGAGAAAAAUUUCAAGACCUCAGCUUACAUAGCUACUUUAGCAGUUCUAAAUGAAAGAUUUGACUUGAAUUUAACAAUAGAAAACAUUAAAAGCCGGUUGAGAACAUGGAGGAAGCAGUACAGCCUUAUGAAAGAGAUGCUUUCUCGUGGGGGAUUUGAAUGGGAUGAAAGACGUAAGAUGGUCGUUGCAUCUGACUCAACAUGGGAUGAUUGCAUUAAGAAACAUCGUGAUGCUAGGCAUCUGCGAGGCAAACGGAUAGAAAACUACAACGAAUUAGGUUUGAUUGUUGGCAAUGAGGAAGCUAGUGGAAAUUGGUCGGAAGACACUGAGAUGUUUGAUGUAAACAUUACUCCUAACUUUAGGGAGGAUGCUGAUGCUGAUGCAAAUCUUAUCCCUAACUUUGAAGAACACGAGGAUGUAAAUCUCACUCCUCACUUUGAAGAGGAUGAUGAUGUAAAUCUGACUCCUCACUUUGAAGAGCAUGCUGAAACUCCAACAUUGAUAGCUAAUGAAGAGGAAAUGAGCCACGAUGAUGCAAGUGACGAAGUGCAGGGUUCAUCUGAGCAAACAGGGGUAAGGCCUUCAUCAUCACAGUCAAAGCAGCCAUCGAAGCGGAGACGCACCGAUGAUGUUAUACUACACAUGAUGAGUCUUAUGGCUGCUGAUAUAGGUCGGAUAGCCGAUGCAUUAACUGAAAGUAACAGAACCUUGUGCUUGGAGGAAGUGGUUGAAAAGGUGCAAAAUAUUCCUGACUUUGACGAUGAUCUCAUCAUUGAAGCUUGUGAAUAUUUAUGUUUCGAUGAGAAGAGAGGAUUGAUGUUUUUGAAAUUAGAUGAGAGAUUGAGAAAAAAGUGGUUGUUGAAACGUUUGCGUGGUGGUUAAUGUAGUUAAAAAGAUCAUUGUAUUCUUUCAUAUUGGCAUUUGUAGCAUCCCCAGUUCAGGCUGUUUCAUUCCAUAUAGAAACCAAAACUGUUUGGAAAGGGGAGACAUUUGUGUAAUGACAAGCUGUUUCAGCACCUGAUUCCUUGUAUAUUAUUAGCAGCUCUUAAAGUUAGUAAAAAAGCAUGUUUUGCACUUGCUUUAGAGUGAAGGAAAAAACAUAUAUCAUUUCAAAAUUUGAAGAGACAUAGAUUAAUCUCAAACAGAACCAGAAGUGUAUAUUUGUUCGUUUUACUUGAAAUGUGUACAAAAGUUUGUGUUUUCUUUAAUAAUGGCAGAUGUUGAAUA
Molecule: messenger RNA, 6003 nt
Organism: Vicia villosa (hairy vetch)
Lineage: Eukaryota; Viridiplantae; Streptophyta; Magnoliopsida; Fabales; Fabaceae
Exons: 6
Coding region: 3172-5658 (828 amino acids)
Source: RefSeq, a predicted model, not a curated record